This is a messenger RNA of Neltuma alba, 1158 nucleotides long. RefSeq lists its product as uncharacterized. The transcript has a single exon. Lineage: Eukaryota; Viridiplantae; Streptophyta; Magnoliopsida; Fabales; Fabaceae. The record is from RefSeq and is a predicted model, not a curated record. The coding region runs from base 1 to 1158 and encodes 385 amino acids.
AUGGAUCAAAUACGAUAUUGGAAUAUUAGAGGGGCAUGUGGUCAAGGCCUCAACAAAAAUUUAAGGGCUAUUUUUGGCAAUUUAACGCUUACAGUCCUGAUACUUUCUGAAACAAAAUGUGAGAGUGAUUCAAAGUUGCGUUGCAUCUAUUCCUUGGGUUUCGAUAGUCUUUUCUCUAUUCCAAGCACCGGACAUUCAAGAGGUUUGGCUGUGGCCUGGAAGAGUGAUUUAGUCCGAAUUUCAAUUCUUAGCAGCAACAAACAACUGCUGCACUUAAGAUGCGAAUUUUUAGGGAAACCAGCAUGCCUGCUGACUGCUAUUUAUGCAAUACCACACUCGAAUCUCCGUCAGACACUUUGGGAGGAUCUAAAAUUUUUGGCCCAGAGUACUGCUGAACCGUGGGGUGUGAUUAGAGACUUUAAUGAUAUUGCUGAAGCUUCAGAACGUGUGGGUGGAGGUCGGGUGAAUAGUAAAAGAAUCCGAUGGUUCAAUGACCAAUUAAAGGAUUGUGGUUUGACAGAUUUGGGUUUCAACGACCCUAAAUUCACCUGGAAAGGACCAAAGUUGAAGGGAUGCUCUCGAAUGUAUCGGAGACUAGACCGAGCUCUGGGUAAUGCUCUAUUUAUGUCUACUUUUCACAACUACUUAAUAAAGGUGUGCUCUUGUACAAAAUUUUUUGAUCAUAAUCCUUUGAUGUUGUGUUUGGAUGCUGAGAACCUACGAUUUAGAGGUACCAAACCUUUCCGUUUUAAAGCUAUAUGGAUUGAACAUGAGAACUUCCAAAGUUUUAUGGAAAAAUCCUGGAUGCUAGAUGAGGAUAUUAAUAAAAGCCUGUCUAAUUUUAAAAAUUCCAUUCUUAUUUGGAAUAGGGAGGUCUUUGGUUUUAUAGAAAAAAAGAAGAAGAAUAUUCUUGCUCGUUUGGCAGGGAUUCAGAAGGCUGAGGCUUACCUAUACUCUUCUUUCCUUUCUGAUUUGGAAAUCAAGUUGCAAUCAGAAUUAGAGGAGGUUCUUAAUUUAGAGGAGAUUAAAUGGUUUCAGAAAUCCAGAUCUGAGUGGAUAACAAAAGGGGAUCGUAAUACUCGAUAUUACCAUCUUAAAACUCAUAGGAGACGGAAAUGGAAUAAAAUUCUCUCCUUAAAGGACGAACAAGGUACUUGA